This is a messenger RNA of Engraulis encrasicolus (European anchovy), 911 nucleotides long. RefSeq lists its product as uncharacterized. Gene Ontology annotation, molecular function: RNA polymerase II cis-regulatory region sequence-specific DNA binding; DNA-binding transcription repressor activity, RNA polymerase II-specific. The coding region runs from base 150 to 911 and encodes 253 amino acids. NCBI's taxonomy places the organism in Eukaryota, Metazoa, Chordata, Actinopteri, Clupeiformes, Engraulidae. The record is from RefSeq and is a predicted model, not a curated record. Gene Ontology annotation, cellular component: nucleoplasm. Gene Ontology annotation, biological process: regulation of transcription by RNA polymerase II. The transcript has 2 exons.
ACUUGGCUGUCUUGCUUUGACCUCAUUCAUAUGACGACUACUGACUGUAAAUAAGCCAUGUUUAAAAGUUUUGUCACAGUCACUUGUUGGAAAGUUAAAUGAACAGUCAUCACUGAUCCCUAUUACCUGUGUUUACAUUACCAGAAAGAAUGGAGAGCCUCUAUGAAUGUGAGGUGUGCAAUAAGAAGUUCACUCUCAAGUCGAACCUCACACGGCACACAAAGCUCCAUUUUCCCAAGCAGCAUGCCUGUGAGGAGUGUGGGAAGAGCUUCGCUACCCAACCCCAGCUGGACCUGCACAGCAAGCAGCACCAGUACCCCAACAUCCCCCUGUACAAACCGGGAGAGGCCCGCUUGAGGUGCACGGCAGCUGCCAAGGCUGAGGCGGAGAACCCCAACAAGAAGGUGGACCCGACCUGGCUGGACCCCGUGAAGGCAGAGGCUGCUGCCAGAGAGGCCGGAGGGGGAGAGAUGUGGAGAGGCCAGCUCGUCAUCACCUGGGGCAAGUACGCCGGGCAGACUUUCAGGUGGCUGCUGGAGAAUGACGCUGGUUGGGUGGCCUGGAUACUGGCAGAAUAUAGUCACCAGGGUGAGCUAAAUGACCUCUUGAAGUGGCAGAAGGAGCGCCUGCAGGAGUAUGUCCACAACUUCCCCUCUGUCACCUGUCUAGUUGACAAGAAGCUGAAGAACACCUCCUGGAUGAGUCCCAGGUCCCUGUCACCACCCACAUCACCACCGUGGCACAGCUCACCCCAGCCGCAGCUGCCAGCCAGGAGCCUGCCGUGCCACCAUCGCAGGAGCAGCCCUCUGUGUCCUCCGGCAUCCACCUGGAGGGUUGGCAGAGGUACUGGGAGGAGCCACCCUCAUCUGCCCAAGCACUUGGCAUCGCCCUCCCAAACAUCAAAUGGAUGA